UUUUUCACAACAAGGAAGGGAUCUUGGGUAGCCAUGACGGGAUGUUUGAAAUGGCUAUAAAGUGGGGCCUUGUGGUCUGACCAAUUGACCACUCAUUUGCCUCAAAUUGACCCCGACAAGGUCAAGCAUAAAAUUGAUGCCCUGUGCAUAAUAUUCUUUAUGCCCUUUGCAGACUUUCGUUUGAAUAGUUUGCAUCGAGUAAAACGGCGUGGAAUUAUAUUACACAAAACAUAAUCGUCCUGUCGAUAACCAAACGACUGUGCCGUUCUUGCAGUGCAGUGGUGCUUUAAUUUCGCCUUUUGACAACUUUUUUUUUGUACUUGUCAAUGCUAUGGCAUGAGCAUAAAGCAUUCAGUCAUCAGCUGUAAUUACAGAGUAUUAUAUCAAUAACGUAAAUUCAUGCAAAUACCGUAUCAACUUUUCUUUCAUCAUUUUAUCAUGCCUCGCUCUCCAAGAAAGUUUUUGAAAAGGCUGCGUGCCCCAAAGUCGUGGAUGCUUUCCAAACUGGGAGGAUGUUAUGCUUUGAAAGCCAGAGGAGGGCCUCAUAAAACAAGAAGUAGCCUUCCUAUAGCAGUCUAUCUACAGAAUCGCCUAAAGUUUACGCUCGGCCACGACAAUAGAGAGGCGAAAAUCAUUUUGAAGGAAAGAUUGGUCAAGAUCGACAAUCGCGUCCGAACAAGUAUGGUUUUUCCGGUUGGAUUUAUGGAUGUGAUUAGCAUCGAGAAAAUUGGGGAGCAUUUUCGAAUUCUAUAUGAUGUCAAGGGCCGCUUUACGGUACAUCGUAUUUCCGAGGAAGAAACCGGGUACAAACUGUGCAAAGUGAAAAGAAAAGAGGUCGGACCUCGAGGCAUUCCAUAUAUCACAACGCACGAUGGCCGUACUAUUCGCUAUCCUGACCCUCUGAUCAAAGUCAACGAUAGCGUGCGUAUCGAUCUAAACGACUUUCACAUCAUUGAUUACCUCAAGUUUGGUGUGGGUAAACUAUGCAUGGCUAUCGGCGGUCGCAGUGUUGGACGAGCAGGCCAUAUUAUGCAUAUUGAAGCUCACAUGGGCGGCUAUGAUAUCGUGCAUGUCAGAGACGCAUUGGACCGCCAGUUUGCCACCACCAUCAACAACAUUUUUGUUAUAGGUGACAAUGCACGACCAUGGAUUUCCCUUCCCAAGCAGCGAGGUAUCAAGUUGACUAUUGGUGAAGAAAGAGAUAGCCGUCGAGCAAUGCAAUGAUUGUCCUUCGUGAACACAAUAUUAUUAUCCGAAUAAAGCAAUUUUACAUUCAGCGAAUAAAAA
Umbelopsis ramanniana AG is the source of this 1287-nucleotide messenger RNA. RefSeq lists its product as uncharacterized. The coding region runs from base 400 to 1224 and encodes 274 amino acids. Gene Ontology annotation, cellular component: cytosolic small ribosomal subunit; ribosome. Gene Ontology annotation, molecular function: RNA binding; structural constituent of ribosome. Gene Ontology annotation, biological process: translation. NCBI's taxonomy places the organism in Eukaryota, Fungi, Mucoromycota, Umbelopsidomycetes, Umbelopsidales, Umbelopsidaceae. The transcript has 4 exons. The record is from RefSeq and is a predicted model, not a curated record.